This is a messenger RNA of Saccharomyces mikatae IFO 1815, 1521 nucleotides long. RefSeq names its product Rrn11p (gene RRN11). Gene Ontology annotation, cellular component: RNA polymerase I core factor complex. The coding region runs from base 1 to 1521 and encodes 506 amino acids. NCBI's taxonomy places the organism in Eukaryota, Fungi, Ascomycota, Saccharomycetes, Saccharomycetales, Saccharomycetaceae. The record is from RefSeq and is a predicted model, not a curated record. Gene Ontology annotation, biological process: nucleolar large rRNA transcription by RNA polymerase I; transcription initiation at RNA polymerase I promoter. Gene Ontology annotation, molecular function: RNA polymerase I general transcription initiation factor activity; RNA polymerase I core promoter sequence-specific DNA binding; TBP-class protein binding. The transcript has a single exon.
AUGUUUGAAGUCCCUAUAACUUUGACAAAUAAGAAGUUUGCUCAAAGAAGAAAGUUAAAGUAUCAAUACAUAAAUCAUACCUCUAGAAGAUUUGAAAAAAUUGUAAAAAAAUCAACUACUGCACUUAGUUUACCAACGCCCGAAAAUUCUGCAGCUGAGAAUAAUGAAGAAGACGAUGGAGAACGAAAUGGUGAAGGUGGCGCCUAUAGGAGAUUGAUACUACAGCAGAGAAAAAGAAGAAGAGAACGGCAUUGGAAAAGUGUGGUUGGUGAAAUUUAUUCUAGCACAGAAACUGAGUCGGAUUCUCAAGAGGACGCUGAGGAGGAUGAAGAGUGUAAUACUGAAGGAAAGGAGGAGGAUAUUGACGAAGAGAGGAAGUUUUGGAAAAAAUACGAAAAACCUGAAGAAAGUUUCGAAGUUUGGCGGACAGUGUCUUCGCAAAAUAAAAGCCCCAUCAACAAACAAAAAAUGACUUAUCAUACGUUCAAAAAAAUUGAAAAAAAUUCUUUAAGAAAAAUGGAAGUUCCGCUUUUGCAUUGUACAAAGGAAAGUAAGCUUCACUUUCAAUCAUUAUCGAAAGGCUUGGAACCAUUACAACCUUCAACAUCAGAAGUCAGAAACUACCGUACAAAACAUAUAAUAACAUUAACUAACCUUUUGCAUUUGAAUGUAUCAAGGCAUAACUGGUCGCUUGCAUAUAAAAUCUUUGCUACAUUAAUAAGGAUUCCAGGUGUGCAAAUCAAGUCUAUUUGGGGCAUUGGCGUUGAGAUACUAAAUAAUUCACCAAAUUUAUCAACUAGUCUUGAUUUCCUACAAUGGAUGUGUCAGAUUUAUUCAUCAAAGUUGAGAUUUGUUCAGAGCACCAAUUACCGUUCCAUUGUUCCUCCUUUUCAAACUGGGUCCAGAACACAUACUUCAAAGUUUGCCACUACAUACUUAUGGUCUUCUUUAAUCACUUGUCAGAAAUCUAUGGAACUACCAGACAUCAACGACAAGCGCUACGAUAUGGAGAAUGAUUUAUUGCAAGACCUGAUUGAUAGGAUAUCGGAAUGGGUACUGACCCCUCCAUUUAUGGAAGAUGCUGAGGUUUGGUUUAUUUAUGCAUCGUGUCAUUUAUUGAAAGCCGAUAUUUUAUCGAGGCAAUUCGCUAAUGACAACAAAACUAGCGAUCUCAUUGGCCUGGAUAGGGACAUAAAAAUUAACCAAGUUAUAAAGCAUAUUCAUUAUGUGAAGGUAUUUCUACAGACUUGCUCAGAUAAAGGUGGGUUUACCGUCCCUAACAGGUUGAUAGAAAGUCAAUUAAAAGGUUUCGAAUCAAGACUAUACGGAGAGGCACAGGAUCUUCGAGAGAGGGAAAUGGAUGAUGAUUAUAAUAGCAUUGACGAUAAUUCUGUGAAUAAUUCGUUUAGGGACGUGUAUGAAACGAACGCGGAAUUUCUAGAUACGCAGCUAAUGGAUUUAUCACCGGAGAACAACCAAUUGGGCGAGAUUCCUUAUAGCGAUGAAGAUUCGAGUGAGUGA